AGGCUUUAUUAUUAUUAAAAUAAUUUUACUGAAAGGAAUCUAUUGAGGCUCAGAAAACUCCUAUUACCUGUCCAAGUCAGGCAAGAUUCCUACUCAGAUCUCACUUACUCUAAAAUCUAUAGACUGGAACAGAGAAAGCCCUCCUUUGGUAUUGGUUGGGGGAAUUAAACUCUUCACUCUUCCAUUUGUAGGUGAGAUCUCUUUAAGCCAUGGAGAGGAGCAAUCACACAGUGACAGAGUUCGUCCUGUUAGGCUUCACAACAGACUCCGUGAUGCAGCUGGUCCUGUUUACGGUGUUCCUUUGUGUGUACUCCGUGACUGUGGUAGGAAAUACCACCCUCGUAGUGUUGAUCUGUAAUGACUCCUGGCUGCACACGCCCGUGUAUUUUUUCAUUUGGAAUCUGUCUUUUCUGGAUCUCUGGUAUUCCUCUGUCUACACCCCAAAGAUCUUGGUGACCUGCAUCUCUGAAGACAAAAGCAUCUCUUUUGCUGGCUGUGCAUCUCAGUUCUUCUUCUCUGCUGGGCUGGCAUACAGUGAGUGCUACCUGUUGGCUGUCAUGGCUUAUGAUCGCUAUGUGGCCAUUUCCAAACCCCUGCUUUAUAUUCAGGCCAUGUCAAGGAAAUUGUGCAUCUGUUUAGUUGUAUAUUCCUAUACUGCAGGUUUUGUCAAUGCAAUAAUACUCACCAGCAACACAUUCACAAUGGAUUUUUGUGGUGACAAUAUCAUUGAUGACUUUUUCUGUGAUGUCCCGCCCCUAGUGAAGUUGGCAUGUGAUGUGAAAGACAGCUACCAGGCCAUGCUGUACUUCCUCCUGGCCUCCAACGUCAUUACGCCCGCUGUGCUCAUACUGGCCUCCUACCUCUUCAUCAUCGCCGCCAUCUUGAGGAUCCGCUCCACCCAGGGCCGCCUCAAAGCCUUCUCCACAUGCUCCUCCCGUCUGAUCUCUGUCACUUUGUACUGUGGCUCCAUUCUCUACAUCUACUCUCGCCCAAGUUCCAGCUAUUCCCUUGAGAGGGACAAAAUGGUUUCCACAUUUUAUAUUGUGCUGUUCCCCAUGUUGAACCCCAUGAUCUACAGUUUGAGAAACGAAGAUGUGAAAGGGGCUCUGAAAAAAUUUUUCAGCUUGACACAAUCAGGAGUCUAAAUUGACAUAAAUUUCUUAAAUGAGUGCUAAGUGCAAAAUUAAGUUCUUCAGGGUAAGCUUGGAGAAGUGAAUUAAAAAAUA
Messenger RNA from Diceros bicornis minor, 1226 nucleotides. Its product is annotated as olfactory receptor 9G19-like. Gene Ontology annotation, biological process: sensory perception of smell; G protein-coupled receptor signaling pathway. NCBI's taxonomy places the organism in Eukaryota, Metazoa, Chordata, Mammalia, Perissodactyla, Rhinocerotidae. The transcript has a single exon. Gene Ontology annotation, cellular component: membrane. Gene Ontology annotation, molecular function: odorant binding; olfactory receptor activity; G protein-coupled receptor activity. Bases 210 to 1145 code for a protein of 311 amino acids. The record is from RefSeq and is a predicted model, not a curated record.